Molecule: messenger RNA, 460 nt
Organism: Lottia gigantea (owl limpet)
Lineage: Eukaryota; Metazoa; Mollusca; Gastropoda; Lottiidae
Exons: 1
Source: RefSeq, a predicted model, not a curated record
AUGGAGGCCAGAGAUUUAAUGAAAAGUUCCAAAAGAAGGAGAUCUGCAUUCGAGAUGAAUGAAAUUACAAAUUCUACUGGAGAUGUCACCAAUCAAGCAAGACUACAAAUAGCAUCCUCAUCCUCAUCUAGAGAAGGUCUUGAACCUACACAUUCAGCGGGUCCUUAUCUUGGCCCAAUUUAUCACUUACCAGCUUUUAGAGGUUAUGUCGGCAAUUUUCACCAGACGGCAUCUUAUUCCACCAAGACUUGGUCUGUUCCUGGAAAUGACCCUGGCUCCAGUUCUGAGAUGAAUCGAGAAUAUUUUGAAGAACAGAAAUGGGAGACUGUGAGUGCGAAAGAAGAGAGACGUCACCAUAAAUAUGAAAGAGACCACACUAGAGAUGGCUAUCCUAGAAAUACUAAAUCAUAUAAACCUCAUCAUAAUACAGGCCAUAAAAAUAAUCAGACAGAUUCAUCUG